CCCGCCCCCCUACGUUGCACCUCCUCCUCGCCAUCCGACUUCUGUUCCGGGAGUGGGGAGGGGGGAAAGAGACCCCUCCCAAACUGCCUGCUUCUUCCCGCAAGUGGAGCUUCUGCGCCGGAUUGGGGCUCUACCCCACAGCUCUAGGGGCGGGCGCUUUCGGAAAGGGGAGGAGGGGCGGCAGGUAAAUCCCCCCCACCCACGUGGAUGUUGCAGGAAAGGAAAGGAGAAUCGCGAGCGAGGACAAAGAGGGCCUUUGUUGCACAAUACCAAAUGUAAGAAGUCACUGAUAAAUGUCUCUAUGUACUGGCUCACUGGGGUAACUUCAGAAAUUCAUAUAUGCAUGUGAGCUCAUAUACUCAGCAGCCCCUCUGCCUGAGUGAUAAUCCCUGGCAUCCUGAUACCUGAGUGCCAGACAGGUAGCCAUGCCAGAAAUAACAAACCCAGAUGAAGACAAAAGGGUGGGAUUAACUUGGCUGGGAAACAGGGCCUGCCUUCACCUGCAGCAGAAUUCCCCAACCCACCAAGGAUUUGAGACCCUUCAGGUAUACUCAACUGGUUUAGCCGGCCGGUUGAAGCUGUUCCUGGGAUUGUGGCCCCUGUUCCAUGCUGACAGCUUCUGGAAGCCACAGUUCUCUUCCUUUAAACCCAAACAGGAUUCCCUUUCCUCCCACUCUGAACAAGGAGAUGGAGAAGACAGUCAGAACUCCAGGGGAUGGGUCACCUUUGGUUUCAUUAGGAAUAGAAAUUAAAAUGUGUGAAAUGUUGAAUAUGCUUCAUUGAAUGAGCGCACAUACUUCACAUCAAUGACCUUCAGCAGGGGAGAAAAGACUUAAAGUUAUGGAGUGUAGGAAAAGUUUCAGUCAGAGUGGACACCUCAAUAUGCAUCAACGGACACACACAGGGGAGAAACCAUUUAAAUGCAUGGAGUGUGGAAAGCGCUUCAUUAAGAGUGGACACCUCAAUAUACAUCAACGGACUCACACAGGGGAGAAACCAUUUAAAUGCAUGGAUUGCGAAAAAAGCUUUAUUGAUAAUGGAUCCCUUAGAAAACAUCAACGGACUCACACAGGGGAGAAACCAUAUAAAUGUAUGGAAUGCGGAAAGAGCUUUAGUGAAAGUGGAUCUCUUAGAAAACAUCAACGGACUCACACAGGGGAGAAACCAUUUAAAUGCAUGGAGUGUGGGGAGAGCUUUAGUGAUAAUGGAAAACUUAGAAGACAUCAACGGACUCACACAGGGGAAAAACCAUUUAAAUGUAUGGAGUGCGGAAAGAGCUUUAGUGAUAGUGAAACCCUUAGAAGACAUCAACGGACUCACACAGGGGAGAAACCAUUUAAAUGCAUGGAUUGCGAAAAAAGCUUUAGUGAUAAUGCAUCCCUUAGAAAACAUCAGCGGACUCACACAGGGGAGAAACCAUAUAAAUGUAUCGAAUGCGGAAAGAGCUUUAGUGAAAGUGGAUCUCUUAGAAAACAUCAACAGACUCACACAGGGGAGAAACCAUUUAAAUGUAUGGAGUGCGGAAAGAGCUUUAGUGAAAGUGGAACCCUUAGAACACAUCAACGGACUCACACAGGGGAGAAACCAUAUAAAUGUAUGGAGUGCGGGAAGAGUUUUAGUGUUAGUGGAUCCCUUAGAAAACAUCAACGGACUCACACAGGGGAGAAACCAUUUAAAUUCAUGGAGUGCAGAAGGAGCUUUAGUGAUAGUGGAUCCCUUAGAAAACAUCAGCGGACACACACAGGGGAGAAACCAUUUAAAAGUAUGGAGUGCGGAAAGAGCUUUAGUGAUAAUGGAAAACUUAGAAGACAUCAAUGGACUCACACAGGGGAGAAACCAUUUAAAUGUGUGGAGGGUGGAAAGAGCUUCAGUCAGAAUGGAGACCUUAAAUUACAUCAGCGGAUUCACACAGGGGAGAAACCAUUUAAAUGCAUGGAGUGUGGAAAGAGCUUCAGUUUCAAUGCAACCCUCCGAAGACAUCAACAGACUCACACAGGGGAGAAACCAUAUAAAUGUAUGGAGUGCGGAAAGAGUUUCAGUCAGAGUGGACAACUCAAUAUACAUCAACGGACUCACACAGGGGAGAAACCAUAUAAAUGUAUGGGGUGCGGAAAGAGUUUCAGUCAGAGUGGACACCUCAAUAUACAUCAACGGACUCACACAGGGGAGAAACCAUUUAAAUGCAUGGAUUGCGAAAAAAGCUUUAGUGAUAAUGCAUCCCUUAGAAAACAUCAACGGACUCACACAGGGGAGAAACCAUAUAAAUGUAUCGAAUGCGGAAAGAGCUUUUGUGAAAGUGGAUCUCUUAGAAAACAUCAACGGACUCACACAGGGGAGAAACCAUUUAAAUGUAUGGAGUGCGGAAAGAGCUUUAGUGAAAGUGGAACCCUUAGAACACAUCAACGGACUCACACAGGGGAGAAACCAUAUAAAUGUAUGGAGUGUGGAAAGAGCUUUAGUGAUAGUGGAUCCCUUAGAAAACAUCAACGGACUCACACAGGGGAGAAACCAUUUAAAUACAUGGAGUGUGGGGAGAGCUUUAGUGAUAAUGGAAAACUUAGAAGACAUCAAAGGACUCACACAGGGGAAAAACCAUAUAAAUGUAUGGAGUGCGGAAAGAGCUUUAGUGAUAGUGAAACCCUUAGAAGACAUCAACGGACUCACACAGGGGAGAAACCAUUUAAAUGCAUGGAUUGCGAAAAAAGCUUUAGUGAUAAUGCAUCCCUUAGAAAACAUCAACGGACUCACACAGGGGAGAAACCAUAUAAAUGUAUCGAAUGCGGAAAGAGCUUUAGUGAAAGUGGAUCUCUUAGAACACAUCAACGGACUCACACAGGGGAGAAACCAUAUAAAUGUAUGGAGUGCGGAAAGAGCUUUAGUGUUAGUGGAUCCCUUAGAAAACAUCAACAGACUCACACAGGGGAGAAACCAUUUAAAUGCAUGGAGUGCAGAAGGAGCUUUAGUGAUAGUGGAUCCCUUAGAAAACAUCAGUGGACACACACAGGGGAGAAACCAUUUAAAAGUAUGGAGUGCGGAAAGAGCUUCAGUUUCAAUACAACCCUUAGAAGACAUCCGCGGACUCACUCAGGGGAGAAACCAUUUAAAUGCAUGGAGUGUGGAAAGAGCUUUAGUGAUAAUGGAAAACUUAGAAGACAUCAAUGGACUCACACAGGGGAGAAACCAUUUAAAUGUGUGGAGGGUGGAAAGAGCUUCAGUCAGAAUGGAGACCUUAAAUUACAUCAGCGGAUUCACACAGGGGAGAAACCAUUUAAAUGCAUGGAGUGUGGAAAGAGCUUCAGUAAGAGUGGACACCUCAAUAUACACCAACAGACUCACAUAGGGGAGAAACCAUUUAAAUGUAUGGAGUGUGGAAAAAGUUUCAGUUUCAAUGCAACCCUCCGAAGACAUCAACAGACUCACACAGGGGAGAAACCAUAUAAAUGUAUGGGGUGCGGAAAGAGUUUCAGUCAGAGUGGACACCUCAAUAUACAUCAACGGACUCACACAGGGGAGAAACCAUUUAAAUGCAUGGAUUGCGAAAAAAGCUUUAGUGAUAAUGCAUCCCUUAGAAAACAUCAACGGACUCACACAGGGGAGAAACCAUAUAAAUGUAUCGAAUGCGGAAAGAGCUUUUGUGAAAGUGGAUCUCUUAGAAAACAUCAACGGACUCACACAGGGGAGAAACCAUUUAAAUGUAUGGAGUGCGGAAAGAGCUUUAGUGAAAGUGGAACCCUUAGAACACAUCAACGGACUCACACAGGGGAGAAACCAUAUAAAUGUAUGGAGUGUGGAAAGAGCUUCAGUCAGAGUGGACACCUCAAUAUACAUCAACGGACUCACACGGGAGAAACCAUAUAAAUGUAUGGAAUGCGGAAAGAGCUUUAGUGAAAGUGGAUCCCUUAGAAAACAUCAACGGACUCACACAGGAGAGAAAACAUUUAAAUGCAUGGAGUGCGGAAGGAGCUUUAGUGAUAGUGGAACCUGCAGAAAACAUCAACAGACUCACACAGGAGAGAAAACAUUUAAAUGCAUGGAGUGUGGAAAGAGCUUUAGUGAUAAUGGAAAACUUAGAACACAUCAACGGCCUCACACAGGGGAGAAACCAUUUAAAUGCCUGGAGUGCGGAAAGAGUUUCAGUCAGAAUUUUGGACCUUCAAUAACACCAGUGGAUUCACACAGGGGAGAAACCAUUUAACUGUAUGGAGUGUGGAAAGAGCUUUAGUGAAAAUGGAACCCUUAGAACACAUCAUGGACUCCCACAGGUGAAAAACCAUAUAAAUUUAUGGAGUGUGGAAAUGUCUUCGAUCGGAGUGGAAAUUUUAGAAAACAUCAGCAGACUUACAUUGGAGAAACCAUUUAAAUGUAUGGAGUGUGGAAGGAGCUUUAAUGAUAAUGGAAAACUUAGAACACAUCAACGGACUCACACAGGGCUGCAGGCAGAGUGGAAUCCUUGAUUUUCAUCAACAAACUCACACAAGAGACAAACCAUAUAAAUGGCAGCAAAGGAGAUAAGAGUUUCAGUCCUAGUGAAAGUCCUGCAUCAACAGACUCAUGCACAGGAAGAACUUCAAUAUUUGCCACCCUACAAACUAUCAACAAACUCAAAGAGGAGAAGCAGUUUAAAUGGAAGGAUUACAGAAAGAGCUUUAGUUAUAAUGGAGUGUUUAGGAAACAUCUAGGGAGUCUCACAAGGGAGAACCCAUUUAGAUGUAUGGAGCACGGGACAUGUUCCACUCAGAGGAAAUCCUUCUUCCGGCUUCAGGGCCCAGCUGAGUGUUGUCAUUCUCUCCAACUAAGUAACUCCUGUCUAAUCUGCUCUCUGUCUGCAUCUCUCCCUGCUUCUGAGACCACUGGAAACGAGGGGGGGCAUUUCUCCCCCUCCAGCUCCUCUUCUGAGGAAAGCUGAUCUGCCUGAGAAUGGAUUCCCCCAUAUUUGGCUUCAGACCAUUCCCUGACAAAACACAUUGCCCUGUGUCGUUACUGCCUCUUUCCUCUCUUGCUCCCUUCUGCCGGUGUGUGUGCCUGACUUAGAUAUCCUGUGUGCUGUAUUUUUUUUACUGCUGAAACUGGAUUUGCUCUCAGGAGCUAAGUUUUGUGCCUCACUGGGGACCCAGUGAGAACUGUAUGCUUUGAAAGCUCAGUAAACUAUUACGGAAGAAGU
Podarcis raffonei (Aeolian wall lizard) is the source of this 5161-nucleotide messenger RNA. Its product is annotated as zinc finger protein 91-like. The record is from RefSeq and is a predicted model, not a curated record. Gene Ontology annotation, molecular function: RNA polymerase II cis-regulatory region sequence-specific DNA binding; DNA-binding transcription factor activity, RNA polymerase II-specific. Gene Ontology annotation, biological process: regulation of transcription by RNA polymerase II. The transcript has 4 exons. Bases 841 to 3858 code for a protein of 1005 amino acids. NCBI's taxonomy places the organism in Eukaryota, Metazoa, Chordata, Lepidosauria, Squamata, Lacertidae.